GGGGAAGGCGCGCGGGAGGGCGCCGCGGUCUGGUCGCUCGCUGCUUUCUUCUUCGGGAAGUGCGCUCGGCAGGGCUAUGGCACUGGCAUUGCCCUGCGGCCCUGCGGCAGCGGACGGUGCGCUCCCCCGUUCCUCCUUUUCGGCGCUGGAGCAUCAGUGGCUGCGGGCGAUGCGGGGCUUCGGCCACGGCGGGAGCGACGAGCAGAUCGUGGACGCUUCCCGGCAGUGUUUGAAGCGCGCUUUGCGUCCAUCCUGCGCGGGCGGCAGGGAUGAUGCCCGGUUGUGUGGCUAUAGCCUUGUCUCCAUUUCUGAACUUCAGUCCCAACAACGCUUGCUUUGCUGUAGUCAUCUGACUUGGAGUUCUAAGGAAUUCAGGGAAUGGGUUCUCCAAUAUGAAGCCCUUUUACCUAAUCAGAAAAUUUUGCAACGAAUUCACUUGGUACUCAUUGGCUACUUGACAGAUGAGGGACUUGGAAAGAAAGAUCAACCGAUGGAUGGCAGUUUGUAUGUGCAAGACAACACUGGUGUGCUGCCUUGUGUGCUCCUGCAUUUCAAGCUUGAAUGGCUUGGUUGCUUAAUGCUAUUCCCUGCUUGGAUAUACAUCCCCCAAACAGACCAGAUCACAGCUGGGUAUGUGGAGAUCUUAGAAGACCCAGUCCAUGUGAUACCAAGACCGGAGAAGGCUAUUGGAUAUGAUAUCAUCCCUGUCUUUUACCCAGGACCAAUUGCACAGCUGCUUAAAUCCAGGCCUCAGUGCAAGAAGAUGGCAAAGAUGAAUGUGGCAGGUGAAUUGUUCAGGCUGAGCACUAUGCUCUACAUCCACCACAAGACCUUCUUCUUCUUCUUCUUGAAGUGCUUCAGUUCAGCUGCUUAUGUCCCUGUACUAGUGCAAAAGACUUCCCAGUUGGUUUGGCAUCAUGCACUGCAGUUGGGACAUAAGUAUGUCCUGACUGCUCUGAAGAUGUCUUGCCUCAGAGCUUCUGGACUGAGUGUUUUAAUUACUAGCAGUUCCUCACAUCUUCUGCCCUAUUGUAAGGAAAAAGUGAAGGAACAAUUUUUGGACAAUGCUUCAGAGAGAAAUUCAGCCAUUUCCACUGUGGCCUGCACACAGCUUAAAAAUUUGUUGGAGCAAGAUGAGGAAGAGAUGGAGACGGUUCCAGUUCAGAGGUCCAAGCUGAUCUCAUAUAUAGGCACCAUCACCCAAGUGCUAAAUGCCCAAGCUGGCCUUUAUGAACUGGAUAACAAGUUCACUCUGUGUCUUGCUUAUCAGCAGUUGUUGAAUUCUGGCUAUGGUCUUCGUCCAGGAGCACGCAUAGAGCUCCGAGAUGUCCACCUUGUUCCAAAGUCUCUGAAUACCUCCUGCUCCAUUCUUGGAACUUGUCUACGGAGCACUGUUGUGCUGAAGAGUUUUUCAUCAUGCGGUACAUUCCAUCAGCCUGUAGUCUCCUUUGGGAAUCUUUACACUCAACUGUUAUUGCGUUAUAAUUUGCAUUUAUCCCUGUAUCUGUGGGUGGUCAACAUGCUGGAGACAUUUGAGCAGAGGUUCUGUAAUUUCAUUCAGUGUGAGCAGUUGUUGCUUUGCCACAGCCACCAAGCCCGGGGGGCAGCAGAGAAGUUUAUUGUUCCUAUCCUGAAUUCUUUGGUGCUGUCCACAAAGCCAGAAAGAAACAUUCAUCAGGAGAUCCUAGCAGGAAACCACAAUUGUCCCCUCGAGGAGGAUUGUAAUUUGGAGCCACCAUGUCAGAUUCCAAAUUUCUCCAUGCUCUAUGUGAUGGUUGAGAAACGAUGCUGGGAAAGCUUCAGUCAGUUGCAGCAGCUGAGCUCAGCCUCAGAGAUUCACAACUUAGACAAGCAGGAACUGAAUCGCAGAUUGGCCUGGUCCUACUACAGAUUCUCCGCGGAGAAUUUUCAACCUCAGAUGGUGUUACUUGGAAUGUUGAAAUGCUCCCAAAGUGGUUUCCUCAAGUUACAAGACAAAAGUAAAGCACUUCCUUGUGUAAUUUUCCGCAGGGAUGGCCGACCAUUUACUGAUACAUCUCUGAUAGGGUGCCUGCUCCAAAUAGAAGCAUUUCAGCUCACAGUGGAACAGUUCCUUCAGAGUGACUUUCCUUCCUGGCAGCAACUGAUGACACAUAAGUAUAUAAAAGAAAAGAAAAGAAGGGUCUAUGUGCAGUUCAGUUUUGAGGAUGUGAAGAUUCUUCAAGCUCCUGAAAAGAGAGCACUAGUUAAAGAAAGAACCUCUUCUGGGGUAAAUGGCAGUGAGACAUUCGUGGCUGAGCCAAGAGUCCCCAAAAGAAAAGCAUCCAGUUUGGAAAGGGCAAAACCAGAUUCUAGCACCCCUGAGACUUCCAAGAGCAGCACUGCGGGAACUGGCUAUGUGGCCCAUCUAUUUUUGGUGACUCAAAAAGAAGGACUUAGGCAGCGCAACUAUCUGCAGAAUUCAGAGAGGAACACGGAAGAUGGUCAGGCAGUGCAGCUCUCUUUUCAGGCCACAGCACUAUGGAUGGGUAAAUCUGAGCUUUGCUCAGGAAGUGGGGGCCCAGAAGAGCAUAAGAUCUCUGCUCGUCAAAAGACCAAUGAAGCCCAGCAAAAGGUGAUGCUGCUGUUUGUGAGAAAGUCACUCCGAUGGUUCCCGUUUCUACACCCUGAUCAUGUGUACCAGCUUAUCCUACCCCAGUGCUUGGACUUGGCUGUGUUUGACAAACUGUGCUCGAAAGAACCAGCAAGCCUCUUGAAAUUUUCCAACUGCUCUUUGUUUCUACAUGUCCCAGACACUGCCCACCUGCUGCAUGUCAGCCAGAGUUUUCAGCUGGCUCCAGCAAUGUCCAAGGUUGAACAAAUACAGUCCUCUAUUGCAGAGAUCCUCAGCCCUAGUUUCACAGGUUCCCUGGUCUCUUUCUCUGGAGUAGUAGUGGAGAGGUGUUUGUGUGAAUCUCUUCCUGUGAACAAGUCAGCAGUAGAUCUCCGUACGCAACGGAAGGGUAACCUCCUGCCCUGGGAUUACACCGUGAAGCUGAGCAUAUCACCAGCAGCUGGUUCUUCAGUUCUACUGGACAUAUAUGUUGAAGCCCCUUACCUGCCGUAUCUCUGGGGCAUGCUGCCUGGAGCCAGGCUUCUCUUCCAGAACCUGCAACGCAAAGUUUCCAAAUUCGGAAAUGUCUAUUGUACGUAUAUUGCAUCUAGCUGCAUGCAGGUUAUGGCACCUCCACCUCACGAUUCUCCUUACCAUCCUCUGGGUUCCGUCUCUGCCCCCUCAGAGGUGUAUCUGUUCAACGUCCUGCUUCAGCCACCUACUCUGCACCCAGCACGGGCCAUCUGCCAUUUGACUUGCAUCCUGUCUUUAUCCCUGAAGUGGGUCUGCUCUCUCUGCAACAGCACUUUCGCAGAGGGAAGAGGCAGCCAAUGUAACCUGAGUUGCUUGUCACAUGUAGGCAUGAAUAAAGCUAGUGCCAGGAUCCUCGUGGAAGAUGGAACAAGUGAGUUUGUCGUGUUGUGCAAGAACCAGCAGGUGCAGGAUGUGCUAGGCCUGAGCCCCAAGGAGUGGGAUGUGGUACAGCAGCAUGUGCAGAGCAAGGGCAGCAUCCACAUUCAGCAUAAUGACGUUAGCCCUGGUUCUGGGAAAAUGGAAGAGCCUGAAGAUCUGGUCACGUGGUACCUGAGAAAUUUAUGCAGAAGCCUAGUUGUCUGUCGGCCCAUACUGUUGACUUUCAGACUGGACAGAAUGCCUGUGGAGGUUCAUGAGGCAGGGGCAAUACAGCUGAGGAGGUUUUUAUCUAAUGAAUUAGAAUUUUUAACCCAGAUGAUGAAUCGAAGGAACUUGCUAUGUCUGAACAUCCAGGAUGUGACUUGAAAAACAAGAAGGGGAAAGUAAAACAUCUUUGUAUCACAUCUCAUCCUGCACAUGGGAAGACAUUUCAACGUGUGGAUCACAACAUAUACAGACCUUUAAUAUUUUUGUAUCUAAACAAUGCCAUAUGCUGAUAAUAUAAUGUAAAUAAAAUAGAUUUGUCAUUCCAGGGACAGAUGAUUAUUAAACUGUGAACAUUUAUUCUCAAAUAUGUAGAUUUUGAAACUCAAAUACUUUGUCCACCUAAUGAGAAGGAACAACUCACUGGAGAAGACCCUGAUGCUGGGAACAAUUAAUGGCAAAAGGAGAAGGGGACAGCAGAGGACGAGGUGGCUAGAUGGAGUCACUGAAGCAGUGGGUGUGAGCUUGGAUGGACCCUGAGGGAAGGUGGAGGGCAGAAGAGCCUGGUGGAAUGCUGUCCAUGGGGUUGUGAUGGGUCAGGGUUAACUUUGCAACUAACAACAACAUGUAGAUUUUAAUGUUUCUUCCAUGCAAAAAUCAAUUACAGUUUUUCUGUAUUCUUGCCAA
Molecule: messenger RNA, 4375 nt
Organism: Varanus komodoensis (Komodo dragon)
Lineage: Eukaryota; Metazoa; Chordata; Lepidosauria; Squamata; Varanidae
Gene: CTC1
Product: CST telomere replication complex component 1
Exons: 23
Coding region: 77-3850 (1257 amino acids)
Biological process (GO): positive regulation of DNA replication; telomere maintenance via telomere lengthening
Cellular component (GO): CST complex
Molecular function (GO): single-stranded DNA binding; telomeric repeat DNA binding
Source: RefSeq, a predicted model, not a curated record